Exaiptasia diaphana is the source of this 4689-nucleotide messenger RNA. RefSeq lists its product as uncharacterized. Gene Ontology annotation, molecular function: protein kinase activity; ATP binding. Bases 316 to 4686 code for a protein of 1456 amino acids. Lineage: Eukaryota; Metazoa; Cnidaria; Anthozoa; Actiniaria; Aiptasiidae. The record is from RefSeq and is a predicted model, not a curated record. The transcript has 32 exons. Gene Ontology annotation, biological process: protein phosphorylation.
UCCAACUUACAUCGUUCGAUUUUUCGGACAUUGGUACAGUAUAACUGUGUUACGUACAAAUCAUUUGCAGUUUAGUUUCUUCUCGUCCUAUACUUGGUCUCAGCAACAUCUAGUCCUUACAUAUUGAAAAUAAUUUGAUGGCUAUGUUGCUGGCGACAUAGAAAUGCGAAGAUGUUGAAAGUUUUAAACCGGAAGACUGUCUUAGGUAAAUGUUCACGUUAAAAAGGAACACUUCGCUUUACUUCAUGAUGUAAGUGUCAAGAAAGUACAACUACGAAGUAAUGGCCGUCCWAAACUAAGUAAUACAAAGCGGAUAUGGCUACAAAUUCAAGCCAAGCUCCCACUSRGGACCAAGAAGAACAAGCAACGACUACUGACAACAAGGGAGAUGUUUCAGAUCGAGUUGGAAGUGCUACCUCCCGUAGCGGCGGGGAAAGUCCAUGGCGACUCGUUCUUCUGUCAUCAAAAAUCCGUCAAUCUUCAACUCUUUCUAUGGCCGUAAAGCGCGGGACUAUUAUAGUCCCCUACAAAUAUGAUAAUUGUACUUUGGAUUCGCUUCUUCUUCAAGCACAGCAAGCAGUAGGAGAAAAAAAGUUUGACAGUAUAGCGAUCAUUACGAAUGGUCAACAAAGUUCGAUUCAACUCGUUGCUAACGCAGAAAAGGUUGAUGCUAAAUCACUCAAGGAGCAAGAAGAUAUCCAGAAUUUUUUUCAAUCUCUAGUUUCUACUUGUCUGAAUACAARUGAGACAGAUGCUCAUUUAGAUUUCCUGGCAUGCUCAUUGGCCACAAGCAGUGAUGCUGUACAGUUUGUUGAAAGCCUGGAAACACUUGUCAAGGUUCCUAUUUUCAUGUCUAAAGAAAUUAUGGGCUCAGAUUUUAGAAGCAAUAAAGCUGAUGGAACAAGUUCAUCACCAGGAGAAUUGUAUUUCAAAAGUGAGAAACUUCGUGGUUGGUCAGGAGCGCAGCCACAAAGUAUCAGUAAUUUUGAGAAAAUCAGAACAGUAGGAAAGGGGGCGUAUGGUGCAGCUGUGCUGUACAGAAAGAAAGAUGACGAUUCUUUGGUAAUWUUAAAGGAGAUUACACUGCAUGACUUGAAUGCUGCAGAACGGCAGAUGGCUAUGAAUGAGGCAAAGGUCCUCUCGAAAUUAAGUCUCCAUCCAAACAUUAUCAGCUACUACGACAGCUUUGAGGUCGAUGGUACACUUAUGAUAGAGAUGGAAUAUGCAGAUGGAGGGACAUUAGCCCAGUAUCUGACAAGAUUGGAUAAAGACAUGGAAGAAAAAGAAACYUUGUUGAUGUUUCAGCAAAUGUUGUCAGCAUUAAAGUAUAUWCACGACAGCAAUAUUUUACAUAGAGACUUGAAAACUGCCAAUAUCUUCCUAACCAAAGACUCUGUCGUUAAACUCGGUGAUUUUGGCAUAAGCAAACAGCUUGAAGGAUCUAAAGCCAACACAGUAUUGGGAACGCCAUAUUAUAUAUCGCCUGAAAUGUGUGAAGGAAAGGAUUACAAUCAGAAAAGUGAUGUUUGGGCUUUGGGAUGUAUUCUCUACGAGAUGGCUACAAGACAGAAAACAUUUGAGGGAUCCAAUCUUCCUGCUCUGGUGAACAAAAUCAUGAAGGGACAAUUUGCACCAAUCAGAGGAAAUUAUACAGCGGACUUUAGGACUUUGGUAAGAGAUAUUUUACAAAAAGAUCCCGAGUCAAGGCCGUCCGUCACYGAGUUACUUUACGACAGAGUACCCAAGUUGUUGACUCAAUAUGAAGACCCGAGAGAGGAUGAAUUCAGUGCCUCAUUGCAGCACAGCAGAAAGAAGACCAGGUCUCUGUUCUUCUACUUGGACAUGGCGACUGUUAGCAUGUAUCCCAUUGAAACACCUGUUAGAACCCAGUUAGGAGAGGUGGCAGUAGGUACUUCUCAUGUUGCUGUGGUAACUUUAGAAGGCGCAGUGUAUACAUGGGGUAAUAACAGCCGUGGCCAGCUUGGUCAGGGCGACCUUAUUAACCGAGACACGCCAACUCUUAUCGAUUCAUUGAAAGGCAAAUCGAUUACCAGAUUGUGCUGUGGUGAUAGCUUUAGCGCGUUCGUUACAGACAAUGGCAUUGUUAUGACAACUGGAUCGAGCGAUGAGGGGUGCCUAGGUCAUGGGGACUGGUCAAACAUCUCACGGCCAAAACUAAUUGAGGGGUUACUGAGCGUUGAUGUCACAGCUGUUUCGUGCGGUCCAUGUCAUGUGGCUGUUGUUUGUAGUGAUGGCCUGGCCUUCRCAUGGGGUCGAGGAGCUGAUGGAAGACUUGGUCUAGGAAACGAUGACGACCAGUGCUUACCAUGUCAAAUAGCCCUGGAUGAUCCGGUGUCAAUACGAGAUGUUCGAUGUGGUAUUGAUGGCACCAUGUUUCUAACCGAUACUGGAGCAUUGCUGGCUUGUGGCAACAAUGCGAAUAACAAGUUGGGAUUGAAUAACAGACAAGGCUUCCUAAUGCAGAUGAAAAACCUGCUGAAUAAAGUGCAAGUCGAGGUGAAGAAUGUCCCAACACCAGUAAAAGCAUUGUCCCGUUAUCGCGUAAUGGACGUUGCCCUGGGACCUACCCAUAGUGCCGUCCUGGUCGAACCUGGUCACGUGUACACGUUUGGUUCAAAUAGUCUGGGGGAGCUUGGGUCGGGUAAUACCAAACCACGUGAUGCUCCAGCUCCUGUCAAACAACUUGAGGAUACAAUUGUCACGAUGGUUUUAUGUGGAGACUGCUUCACUAUGGCGGGUACCAAAGACAAUACAUUGUAUUUUUGGGGAUGUCGUUCGUUGCAAAGAGCGCGUAAAGCAAGCGAGACUGACAAAACUGAUUCCGAGACGACGAAUUUCAAAAAACACAAGAGGAAUGCUAGUGGUAGCAUGAGUAUUGGUAGCGCUGAUAGCUUGGAGUGCUCMUCAGGCACCAAGAGCGACAGCUUGACCAGCAGUCAAAAUUCAUUUGCUAUGCGUCGAGUUGGUGUGUUAGAAUCCACGACCGCAAAGGCGGAACGCGGGCGCAAGGACGGUUUUCAAGAGGGGCUCGCCAUGCCUGCAUUGCACAAGAAACGAAAAGAUGCUGUACAAGAGGAAGGCAGCGCGCCGCUCGACCGAAUGGAUAGCUGUGGAAGUGAGSUGGACCAGCAAGACGGAGAUGGUCUUUCAGAUAAGGACAAUACUGAUAACACGACCAAAGAGAUUUCCAAGAACUAUAUACGUAUGUCAUCUCGAAAGGGUCGUCUUAAUGGCCAAGUUGGCAUGGGCUCUCUCAAGAUGUACGACAAUGAGCCUGUGUGUUGUCCCAUAUCGAUGUUCCACUGGGAUGCUAUCAGCGGUAUUGAUGAUAAUGAUAACGAAUACCCGGUCUAUUUGCAGGAUAUUAGUGGUUUUGGAGAAAAUAUAUUUGUCCAGAUUGAAACUACUGCCCCACCGCCGCGACGAAAGUCGAAAAAGCGUUCUAUCAAAAAAUGCAAYGAAAAGAAGUCCAAAGGGACAACAGCGAACUUCACAAAAAGGUCUCUAGCAGGUUCGGGAUCAGCAUUGGAUUCGUCUAUUGGUUCGAGUUCUUCUGAUGUUGAAUACCUUGGGGAGGCGCCGACAUGGUUACGCAACGAGCUCAAAGAAGGAAUAGUGAGUUCAGAGACGGUUGAUGAAGACGCCGAUAGCGAAGAAGAGUCGGACACUGACGGCGGUUCCGAUAGUUAUGUCGACGACACAGAUACCAACGAAGAUUUGAAAGUAAAGUCCUCAACCACAAACGAUUCGACCAAUCAAGAUAGCGAUGCAAACUCCGUCAAAGUCGUCAGUAAAACAGACAAAAUGCGCAAGUCAGUCUCGGAAACAAUGAUUGUUGGUGGYGUUGCCAUAGCAAUGCCUAAUAAAACUGAAGARCCAAUCAAUGUCCACUCAAGUGCAACGUCGCUGAGGCAGACAAAAARCACCGAUGAUAUGGAAGAUGAAACUAAAUCUCCAUCAACAAUGGGUGCUGAGGGUUUGAGUAUWUCGCGAGUUUUCCCUCGUCCCGCUAGUAGCCCAACGACKAARUUAUCUACAGAAAAGCGGUCUACRUCAGAAAGUCAGCUCGUGACGUCGGAUAGUGGUCUCGAAUUGAAUAUAUCUGAGAAGCUCAACAGCUCCAGUGAAGGUUCAUCGGAUCCCAGUAGGAACAGGCCAGUAUCACUAGAUGUUCGAAAGAAAAGUGCUGGUCCGCCGUCACCUUCGCCCAUUCGUCAAAGCAAGUCCGUGUCACUGAUAUCGAACAGAACAGAGAGAACAUACGAUACGAGAAGACCUGUAGGACGSUCCAGGUUCAACGCUGCUGUUGGUCGAGUAAGGCCUGGACCUUCACGACAAGUUGAUGAUAAAGGAAAAUUUAGUGCUGACCUAAGAACUUUGCAGACUCGUCAUGAACAAGUCGUAGCAGAACUACAGAAAGAUGCCAUUGAAGCCCAGGCUGCAUUGAAACAAGAACUAGAAAAACUAAAGCAGGAGAAGGAAGAGAGUGAACUUCAGCUUAAACUCUUUAAAGAUGAAGAAUCAAAGAGGCUGCAAGUAUGGAAAGCUGAGCAAGAGCAAAAUUCAAAGGAAAAAGAGGCUCAACUCAACGAAGAAGUUCAUAAUCUUAAAGCAGAAUUAUUGAAGGUUGAUAACUUAUUGUACUUUUGUUAUUAUUAUUAUUAGUAG